Eruca vesicaria subsp. sativa (arugula) is the source of this 1532-nucleotide messenger RNA. The record is from the annotation of a GenBank genome assembly. Lineage: Eukaryota; Viridiplantae; Streptophyta; Magnoliopsida; Brassicales; Brassicaceae.
UCGUUUUCCUUUCUCACCUUUUAAGUUCCUCACUUCUUGGCUCUACACUCAUGCCACAAUCCAAAUCAAUCACGUAAUCAAAAUCCUCCCCUUCUUCCACUCCCGAAAUCUCACAAUCCCUAAAUCUCUCCCUCUUUGAUGGACAUUCUUCGAUCUAUGGAGUUUACACUUCCAAUUUCACCACACAGAAGAAAAAAAUGGCUAAUCAUACUAUCCCUCCUCGGAGUCUCAACCUACGGAGCCUACAAAGUUUACAAUUCCCCAUACAUCGCCAGAAAGAGGAAGCGUCUCACAAACCUCUUCGAAGCAAUCGCUUCCUUCGCCGAACUAAUCACCGACUCAGCAGAAACCAUAACCCUCGUCUCCCGAGACGUAAAGCAGUUUCUCCAAUCAGACUCCGACGAAAUCCCAAACAGCUUAAAACAGAUAGCGAAAAUCACCAAAUCGAAAGAAUUCACCGAUUCAAUUUCUAGGGUUUCCGAGGCCGUAACCGUCGGUGUUCUCCGUGGAUAUAGUUUCAAUAACGUCGAAGUAGAAGUAGAAUCAAAUUCAAGUGUAGUUGAUAGAGUUUUAUUCUCAGAGGCGGGAACUGGUUUUGUAUCAGUUAUUGUAGGUACCUUCGCCAAGAACCUCGUUCUUGGAUUCCACGAGGUUGAAGCUAGUAUCGAAACCACAACGAAACCGAAACCUAGAUGGAUGAGUUUGCUCUGCGACGAUGAGAGUUGCAGAGAGCUCUUAGCUGAUUGCAUUGAGAGGUUCACCACCUCUGCAGUAUCAAUCUACAUCGAGAAAACGGCUAGGAUCAACACAUACGAUCAGAUAUUCUCUGGUUUGACGAAUCCGAAGCACCGAGACAGCGCGAGAGACGUUCUUGUCUCCGUCUGUAACGGAGCUCUCGAGACGUUCAUGAGAACGUCUCGGGAGGUAUUCACGACUUCAAACGCUGAAGAAGAUGGAGAAACUUUUAGGGUUGGGAAUGGAUGGGGGGAGGUGCUUACGAGUACGUUGGCGGUUCAGAAUAAUAGGAAGUUUAUGUUUGAUGUUACGGGGAGAGUGACGUUGGAGACGAUGAGGUCGAUACUUGAGUUUGUGGUUUUGAAGACGUCUCAGAGCUUUAGGAGGAGUUUGAGUGCGGUUCAUGGAGAGGUUAUGGAUAGAGGACGGCAAGUGGUUGGGUAUGUUGGUGCUAAAUCUUCUGUGAUUAUCACUCUUUGCCUUGCGGUUUACUUUCAUGUUGUUAACCGGUUUGUUGGGGGUUCUCCGGUUAGUUUAAACCAGCAUUUCUAGUCGAUCUUUUAGCGUCUUUAGAGUAUGUUAGGGAUAUGAGAUCUUCAGCUUCCACAUUGAAUGUAGAUUUUUUUGUGUUGUCAGAUUGAAUCUAAUUGAUAAAGAAAGUUCUUGAGAUGAUAUUUGCAUCUGUAUGUAAAUGUAAGAGUACCAAAGCAAAGGCGAAAAAAUCAUAUGAGAGUGUUUGAUGUUUGAGUCGAAAUUAAUAUUAUUUGUGAUUUUGGAGUAAAACAUGGCUCAUGGGA